UCUUUUAAACACUUUGAAGGUGUCAUUUCUUGUUUUUGUGCUUUGGCAUUUGGCAGUGCUGUUUCCCUUGUUUUAUGGCUUCCCAAUUCAUGGCCUCUGAUUGUGCAAAGAAGUCCUCUCUCUCAAAUGGCAUCAUCAUGGUGAGAAAGACAAGAGUUGAGCCUUCUGGAUCCGAGGAGGGCUCUGGGUCUCAGGAACCUGGUGGCAUUGGCAGGACUCAACGCCCGGUUCUACAGCAACAGGGGGGUGGUAGAGGGGGGCGGGGUUGGAUUCCUGCCAACCCUCAGCAGCCUUACCAUGGUGGUCGGGGUGGAGGUUUCUACCAAGUUCGUGGUAGUGGACCUCAGACUCAUGGGGGAAUGGCCCAACCGCAACAAGGUGCUCGUCCCCCUACUGAAUAUCAAGUCCGUGGAAGGGGUCAACAGAGAGGUGGGAUGACACAACAGCAAUACCAUGGGGGACACAGGGGUGGUGGCCAGAUGACAGGUGGGCUUGGAGGUGGACCUUCUGUUGCUGGUCCAUCCAGGCCGUCGGUUCCCGAGCUGCACCAAGCAACCCAAGCUCCAUAUCCUGCUGCCCCGUCAUCAUUAUCAAUAGCUGGCCCAUCGCAAUCACCAAUGAUGACUGCUGUUCAGGUGACGGAACAUAUUGAAAGUCUUUCUCUUAAGGAUGAAGUUCCCACCAGCCAGGCAAGUCAGCAGGUGGUUCCAGUGGCUCCUUCAAGCAGAUCUAUGAGAUUUCCACUGCGUCCUGGCAAGGGUAGCAAUGGCACCAAAUGUGUGGUGAAAGCAAACCAUUUUUUUGCUGAGCUACCUGAUAAAGACCUUCACCAGUAUGAUGUUUCAAUUACCCCUGAAGUCACUUCACGCGGAGUGAACCGUGCUGUCAUGAGGCAACUAAUUGCCCUAUACCAAGAGUCCCAUUUGGGUGGCCGCCUUCCGGCUUAUGAUGGUAGAAAAAGUCUAUAUACAGCUGGUCCGUUGCCAUUUUCCUCUAAGGAGUUCAAAAUUACUUUAAUUGACGAGGAUGAUGGUUCUGGAAUGGAAAGGCGCCAGAGGCAGUUCAAUGUUGUGAUUAAAUUUGCUGCACGAGCUGAUCUUCACCAUUUACAGCUAUUUUUGGAUGGGAAGCAUGCAGAAGCCCCCCAGGAAGCCCUUCAAGUUCUUGACAUUGUGCUGCGGGAAUUACCUAACCAAAGAUACACGCCUGUUGGCCGGUCCUUUUAUUCAGCUAAUCUGGGAAGAAAGCAGCCUCUUGGUGAAGGUUUAGAAAGUUGGCGUGGCUUCUACCAAAGUAUUCGGCCAACACAAAUGGGCCUGUCGCUGAAUAUUGAUAUGUCAUCCACUGCUUUUAUUGAGCCAUUGCCAGUCAUUGAGUUUGUUGCCCAGCUACUGAAUAGGGAUGUCUCAGCUAGACCAUUAUCUGAUUCUGAUCGUGUGAAGAUAAAGAAGGCUCUUAGAGGCAUCAAAGUUGAGGUUACACAUCGGGGUAAUAUGCGCCGAAAGUAUCGCAUUUCUGGUUUAACACCGCAAGCAACAAGAGAGCUGACUUUCCCAGUUGAUGAAAGAGGCACUAUGAAGUCUGUUGUGCAAUAUUUUCAAGAGACUUACGGUUUUCCCAUUCAACAUACAACUUGGCCUUGCCUGCAAGUUGGUAAUCAACAGAGACCAAAUUAUCUGCCUAUGGAGGUGUGUAAGAUAGUGGAAGGGCAAAGGUAUUCUAAGAGAUUAAAUGAGAGGCAGAUCACUGCUCUUCUCAAGGUUACAUGUCAGCGCCCUCAUCAGCGUGAACUUGACAUCAUACAGACUGUGCAACAUAAUGAGUAUGGAAGUGACCGUUAUGCUCAGGAGUUUGGGAUUAAAAUUAGUGAUAAACUUGCAUCAGUUGAGGCCCGGAUUUUGCCUGCCCCAAGACUGAAAUACAAUGACACCGGUAGGGAGAAGGAUGUCUUGCCCAAAAUUGGUCAAUGGAAUAUGAUGAAUAAGAAAAUGGUGAAUGGCGGACGAGUGAACAACUGGAUAUGCAUCAAUUUUGCAAGGAAUGUUCAAGAUAAUGUUGCCCGUAGCUUUUGUUAUGAGCUAGCGCAGAUGUGCCAAAUAUCUGGCAUGGAUUUCUUUUUGGAACCAGUGCUUCCACCACUAACUGCGCAUCCUGAGCAGGUGGAGAGAGCUCUGAAAGCACGCUAUCAUGAUGCAAUGCUCAGACUCCAACCUCAGGGAAAAGAUCUUGAUUUGUUGAUUGCAAUAUUGCCGGACAACAAUGGUUCCCUUUAUGGGGAUCUUAAGCGAAUUUGUGAGACUGAUCUUGGGUUGGUCUCACAAUGUUGUUUGACUAAACAUGUAUUCAAGAUGAGCAAGCAGUACUUGGCAAAUGUUGCGCUAAAGAUAAAUGUGAAGGUUGGGGGCAGGAACACGGUGCUUAUGGAUGCACUGACGCGAAGAAUACCACUGGUCAGUGAUAGACCAACAAUUAUAUUUGGUGCUGAUGUUACGCAUCCUCAUCCCGGAGAGGACUCCAGUCCUUCCAUUGCAGCGGUUGUUGCUUCUCAAGAUUGGCCUGAGAUCACCAAAUAUGCUGGGUUAGUUUCUGCUCAGGCACAUCGUCAAGAACUGAUUCAAGAUCUGUUUAGAGUUUGGCAAGAUCCCAAACGAGGAAGUGUCUCUGGUGGAAUGAUUAGGGACCUUCUCAUAUCCUUCAAAAUGGCAACUGGUCAAAAGCCUCAGAGAAUUAUAUUUUACAGAGAUGGUGUUAGUGAGGGACAGUUUUAUCAAGUGUUACUUCAUGAACUGGAUGCAAUUAGAAAGGCUUGUGCUUCCCUGGAACCUAAUUACCAGCCACCCGUAACUUUUGUGGUGGUGCAAAAGCGUCACCACACUAGGCUUUUCGCCAACAACCAUGCAGAUCAGCGCUCAGUUGACAGAAGUGGAAAUAUACUGCCUGGUACUGUUGUUGAUUCCAAGAUCUGCCAUCCAACCGAGUUUGACUUUUAUCUGUGCAGCCAUGCAGGCAUACAGGGUACAAGUCGUCCUGCUCAUUACCAUGUUCUCUGGGAUGAGAACAAAUUCAGUGCUGAUGAACUCCAGUCACUGACCAACAACCUUUGCUACACUUAUGCUCGGUGCACCCGUUCUGUUUCCAUAGUGCCUCCAGCCUACUACGCCCAUCUGGCAGCUUUCCGUGCCCGUUUCUAUAUGGAGCCAGACACUUCUGAUAGUGGCUCUAUGUCAAGCGCUGCAGCUGGACGUGCCACUCCCGGCGGCGGUGCACCCCGUGCAACCCGUGUGCCGGGUGGUACCAUAAGGCCCCUUCCAGCUUUGAAAGAUAAUGUUAAGAGGGUUAUGUUUUAUUGUUAAAGAUAUAUCUAGUCCUAUGAACUAGAGUUUACUUUCUGUUCUCUGCUGAAAUAAAGGUUUGUAUGACCAGAAGUGUGUUUUGUUGUUAUUGUUUCAGAGGAUUCUAACUUAUUCAGCAUAUAUUGUUGUUGAAGUGAAACCUUUAUCAGAGUUGUUGUUAUGCAUCAAACAGCUGCUUUCAUUUCAAUGUCAAACCAAAUACAUUAUUAA
Molecule: messenger RNA, 3563 nt
Organism: Dioscorea cayenensis subsp. rotundata (Guinea yam)
Lineage: Eukaryota; Viridiplantae; Streptophyta; Magnoliopsida; Dioscoreales; Dioscoreaceae
Product: protein argonaute 1B-like
Exons: 23
Coding region: 75-3353 (1092 amino acids)
Biological process (GO): regulatory ncRNA-mediated post-transcriptional gene silencing
Cellular component (GO): cytoplasm
Molecular function (GO): protein binding; RNA binding
Source: RefSeq, a predicted model, not a curated record